CCACUCCCCACCUCCCACAGCUGUAUCCCUCACUCAGGAUGUAUCCUGCAAGUAGCUGCUGCCAGCGCUCCCGCCUCACCCGGCUGAACCCUGCUCACCUGGAUCUGUACGGCGGCGGCGGCGUCUACUGCCUUCUCCUGGAGCUGUACUGAGGGUGUCUUUGAGGAGGCGCCAAGAUCAGACUGAGCUGCUGUACAAUGAGACAAAUCAGGUGGUCAGUGUGGAUCUUGUGCACCAUAAUCAAUUUCUCAGAAGAAGAUGCUCCUAAGCAGACUUCUCUGUCAUGUGAUCCCGCUGGUGGUGUCUGUGAUGGCCAUUCUAGGUCUUUGGACACCAUUCCUUCAGACCUGACAGAGGCUGUGAGACAGCUGGACCUGUCCUUCAACAAGAUCUCACACAUCAGAGAACUAGACCUUCGGAAUUGUGUCAACCUGGAAGCUUUGUUGUUGCAGUCCAACCGAAUUCGCUCAAUAGACCCAGAUUCUUUUCAGUUCCUGAGAAAUCUGAAACAUCUGGAUUUGUCCUCCAAUAGCCUAUCCUACUUAUCACCUUCCUGGUUUAAUUCUCUCUCUUCUUUGCGGGUUCUAUAUUUGCAUAAAAAUCCCUACCAGCGACUUGGGCAAAGUCCUCUUUUUUCUCAUCUUCCCAGUUUGAGGGUUCUUAAAGUGGGGAGCUAUGACAGAUUCUCAGAACUUCAGAAACAAGACUUUGAAGGGCUGCGUGAGCUGGAGGACCUUGAGAUUGAGGCAGCUUAUUUUCAGAAAUAUGAACCAGGGAGUCUAAAAUCCAUUCAUAAGAUAAACCACUUGGCUCUCAGCAUCAGGAAGCCAAACUUACUACCUGACAUCUUAGUUGACCUUGCAAGUUCUUUGCAGUAUUUGGAGUUUAGAAAGACUAAUCUGGGAGAAUUUAAUUUUUCAAUGCCCCCCAAUACCCCCAGCCCACUUAUUGAGAAGAUUAUAUUGAGAGAAGUGAUAGUCACAGAUAAGAGUUUUAUUGACAUUCUUAAAAUGUUUUCCUAUGCUUCUGAGUUGUUGGAGAUUGUGCUGGAGGAUUGUAUACUUAAUGGACUUGGCCUUUGGGAAGAGGAUUUCAUAAGUGAAAUUCAUCAUGAAGUUAAAGUUGAAACAAUCAUCAUACGGAGGUUACGGAUUGGAAAUUUUUUCUUAUUUCGUGACCUGAGUCCUGUGUAUUCAUUAUUACAAGGAAUCAAGAGGAUCACCCUCACAAGUAGCAAGGUUUUCCUUGUCCCUUGUGAUCUCUCCAAAAGUCUGAAGUCUUUAGAAUAUUUUGAUCUCAGUGACAGUUUGAUGAGUGAAGGUGCUCUGGAAAAUUCAGCUUGUGAGGGAGCCUGGCCUAGCCUGCACACCUUAAACUUGAGUCAAAAUAAAUUCGAAUCACUGAAAACAAUGGGGGAACUCUUGCUGACUGUGAAAAACCUGACUCACCUUGACAUUAGCAAGAAUAAUUUGGACUCUAUGCCUGACAGUUGCCAGUGGCCAGGGAAGUUGAAAUAUUUAAACAUCUCCAGCACAAAAACCUAUACGGUGACUUCCUGUAUUCCCCAGACCUUGGAAAUCUUAGAUAUCAGCAAUAACCAGCUCAGCGAUUUUAAUUUAAAUCUGCCACACCUUAAAGAGCUUUAUCUUUCCAAAAAUAAGCUAAAGACCCUACCAGAUGCUGCUCAUUUCCCCCACUUGGUGGUAAUGAACAUCAGUCAGAACACACUGUACACCUUCUCGAAGGCACAACUAGAAUCCUUUCAGACAACGGAAAUCUUGGCAGCAGGAGGCAACAACUUCAUUUGCUCUUGCGAAUUUCUGUCUUUUGUUCACCAUGAGCAGACCCUGCUGGUCAAAGUUCUGACAGACUGGCCGGGAGGCUACCUCUGUGAUGCUCCCUUCCAGGUGAGGGGCCAACGAGUGCAGGAUGUCCAGCUUUCCUUCUCCGAAUGCUACCGAGUGGAGCUGGUGGCUGCCAUCUGCUCUUCUCUUUUCUUGCUUGCCUUGCUGGCUGGGGUUCUCUGCUACCAGUUUCAUGGCAUCUGGUACAUGAAGAUGAUGUGGGCAUGGCUCCAAGCCAAGAGAAAGCCCAGGAGAAACCCAGACCGGGAGAUCUGCUAUGAUGCCUUUGUUUCCUACAGUGAAGGUGACUCACACUGGGUGGAGAACUUCAUGGUCCAAGAACUGGAGAACUUUGAUCCGCCUUUCAGACUGUGCCUCCACAAGAGGGACUUUGUGCCUGGCAAGUGGAUCAUUGACAAUAUCAUCGACUCCAUCGACAAGAGUCACAAGACACUCUUUGUGCUUUCAGAAAGCUUUGUCAAGAGUGAGUGGUGUAAGUAUGAGUUGGACUUCUCCCACUUUCGUCUCUUUGAUGAGAACAAUGACACAGCCAUUCUGAUCCUCCUGGAGCCAAUUGAGAAGAAGACCAUUCCCCAGAGGUUCUGCAAGCUUCGAAAGAUCAUGAACACCAAGACGUACCUGGAGUGGCCCAGGGAUGAAGGUCUGCAGGAGGAGUUUUGGUUCAACUUGAGAGCUGCCAUAAAGUCAUAGACCUACUCUUGCAUCUGUUCCUCCUUUGCAAGAACAGUUUAUUCCAAACCCUUUGGAAGGGGACAUGGUACAAAUCAGACUCUCUGAAUUAAAGAGAAUUGUGAUCUAUGCUUACAAGAGGUGAGGGAAAGAUAAGACAUCAAAACGUGCUAGAAUGGUGCCUGCUAUUCCCAGUGCCAUUCAGGAAUCAAAAGGGGAGGCAGGGGAAUUUUUUACUGUAGGAAGAAAGGGUAUGUUGCCUGAAAUUGUAGAAAAAAGAAGUAGGAUUUGAAGUAGAAGUCUCUGUGGUCUUGAUCAGCAUAAAGGUGUGGGGAAGAGAAGGGCAAGAGGCAAUGAGGGAUGAGUUCUUUCAGCCUGACUGCCUUGAUCCUUUUGUUUUUGCAUACUCAGUGCCACUCACCCAUACUCUCCAUCUACAUGAGCCACACUACCAUCAUGGUAGGAAGAGAAUGCUAUGAUUGCUUGAUUGUUACUGAUGCUUCCACCUUUGUCUUGACCCAUCUUUUGCAAAAACAUAUUUAUGUUGGGUCAUAAUAAGUGGGAAGCCCUCACAAACCCCAAGAUUAUACCUUAAGCAUGUAAUUGUGGGACUCUUGUCCUUGGGACAUUUUUUUCUUCUGAUCCCUCAUCUCUUGUGAACUUUCUGAAGAGAUUUGCUGUGCAAACUUGGAAAUGGAAAUAUUAGUUUGAAAAUCUCUGACCACUCUGUGCCUCUUCUUCUCCUCCUGUUGGGGAAUUUCUUAGAACCACUCAGGAAAUCUAGGGCUCAUACCCCAUACUCCUUCCCAGGAUCCCUGACAUUUUGGGGAAUGGUUUCUUUGAGAUGGUACUCUUAAGGAGUGCAUCCCCAGUAAUCAUCCCCAAAAAAGACAAUCCUUCUUCAGUCCCCCUUAAGUCAAGAAGCAGAGAUAAGCAUCUCACUUGUUAUAAUUUAUGGUAUUGUAAACUAAGAGACUAAAUUUGUGACUGAAACAUCACUUCUCUACUGUAAAUUUCCACAUUGUGGUUUAAAUAUAUUUUUUUGUAAAUACUGAAAUAUCUUAAUGAAUUUGGGGGUGUCCCUCUGUAGAAUUGGUUUAAAGGAGAAAUAAGAAUAGUAGAUAGUAGUAGUCUCUCGGUAACUGAGGAUGACGAUUGUCUUUGUGCGUUUUCAUCUAUGAUAGAUGAGUGUGCACAAAGACACUUGUGUGUGAAGGAGAUUUAAGUGGAAAAGCCGAUGCACAGAGACAGUCCCACUCUCUCGGCGUUGGAAGCCUGGGUCCAGUGGCACAAAAAGUCGUUACACCUGGAGACUUCCUCAGCUGCAUUGGAUGGCUGUGUUGUCUUUUGUGCUCCAACACACCCUAAGCACUCCACAGUGCUUUGUUGCAUUGCCAUCUCAGCCAUUGAACCUUCUUAUAGCAGUACUCAGGGGGAAAUUUAUAUCCUUGAGUUCAUAUAUAAAUAAAUUAAGAACGGCAGAGGUCAAUGAAUUGGGCAUAGAAGUUAAAAAACUAGAAAGUGAAAAAAUUAAAAAUUCUCAGAUGAAGACUAAAUUAGAGAUCCUAAAAAUCAAAGGAGAAAUCAAUAUAAUUGAAAGUCAAAGAACUAUUGAUUUAAUAAAUAAGACUAGAAGCUGGUAGUUUGAAAAAACAAAUAAAAUAGACAAAGUACUAGUCAGUCUAAUUAAAAAAAAAGGAAAGAAAAAAACCAAAUUGACAGUAUCCAAGAUGAAAAGGGAGAUCCCACCUCUAAUGAAGAAGAAAUUAAGGCAAUCAUUAAAAACUACUAUGCCCAAUUAUGUGGCAACAAAUAUGGGAAUCUAGGUGAUAUGGAUGAAUACUUACAAAAAUAUCAAUUGCCUAGACUAAAAGAGGAAGAAAUUAAUUACCUAAACAACUCCAUAUCAGAAAAAGUAAUUGAACAAGCCAUCAAAGAACUCCCUAAGAAAAAAUCCCCAGGUCCAGAUGGAUUCACAAAUGAAUUCUAUCAAACAUUCAAAGAACAACUAAUCCCAAUAUUAUGCAAACUAUUUGACAGAAUAAGCCAAGAAGGGGUUCUACCAAAUUCUUUUUAUGACACAAACAUGGUACUGAUCCCAAAGCCAGGCAGAUUAAAAACAGAGAAAGAAAACUAUAGGCCAAUCUCCCUAAUGAAUAUAGAUGCAAAAAUCUUAAAUAGGAUACUAGCAAAAAGACUCCAGCAAGUCAUCACAAGGGUUUUCCACUAUGAUCAGUUAGGAUUCAUACCAGUAAUGCAAGGAUGGUUCAAUAUUAGGAAAACCAUCCACAUAAUUGACCAUAUUAACAAGCAAACUGACAAAAAUCACAUGAUUAUCUCAAUAGAUGCAGAAAAAGCCUUUGAUAAAAUACAACACCCAUUCCUAUUGAAAACACUAGAAAAUUUAGGAAUAGAAGGGGCUUUCCUAAAAAUAAUAAACAGUAUAUAUCUAAAACCAUCAGCAAACAUCAUUCGCAAUCAAAACUUGAAGCCUUCCCAAUAAGAUCAGGAGUAAAACAAGGAUGCCCAUUAUCACCUUACUAUUUAAUACUGUACUAGAAACACUAGCAGUAGCAAUUAGAGAAGAAAAAGAAAUUGAAGGUAUUAAUACAACUCUGUGAAAGUUACAUAGAAACAACACACUUGUUUAACAUCACUUUCCUUGGAGAGCAACAGAUUGAUUGUUUGGGUGCAAGGGGGAGAGAUGAUUUCACUGAUUAGAGAGAGAGAACAGAAGCUAGUUUGAGAGCCAGCCAUGUCAGUGAAGUUCCAAAGUGAAGAGUGGAUAAUUAGUUUGCAGUUUGCAGUUUAAAUUUAUCUGGGACUUGAGAACUCUUUAUUAUUAACUCUUUUCUAGAAACUUGUUUAGAUCAGGAACUAACUUAAAGUACCAAACAUUUAAUUUGGAAGAAUGUUUUAUGUUAUCAUUAGAUUUUCUUCUGCGAAUGAUAUAAUGGAACUUCAUUGUUUAGGUAAACUAGAAGCAAAGUCACCUAAAAGUAUCAGCACAGACUACAUGUUCAUAACAUUUUAAGAAACUCAAAAACAACAAUAUUUAUUGCAUAAUAAAAACUUGUACCAAAUCAUAAUGGAAAAACUCAGUGGAAUGAAGAUUAGUUCUAUAGUAGCCUGGGAUAUGAUUGGAAAAUAAAUACUAGAGGAAUUAAGCAAGUAAGAGAAGUUUUGGAUCUGAAUAUAAAAAGGAAACAAGAAAGGUCCAUUUUUAAAGGGCAUUGAUCAGAAUUUACUGAAGGGACAUAUAAAGAAAGGAAGAUAGAAGAAAAAGUAGAAAGUUGGAGUCUGUUGACAUGGACACUGUGAAUGGAGAGUUUAAAAGAAAGAGUUUUGAAAUUUUGGAAAGAUUUGCGAUAAGGAUAUGAGAAAAGCUAUGCAAUUAUUCUUCUUGAUAUAGAAGGUAUUAUAAUGAAAUAAAAAAAUUGAAUAAAAAAGUAAAAUAAAUAAAUAAAUUGAAAUGAAAAAAAAAAAAGUCUUGAAUGCAAUCAAUAGAAAAUACCCAAAGGGAUAAAAUGAAUGGUUUUGCACAUAAGAUAAUUUGGAGAUGCAUUUGGCUGAAUUGAUGUUACUGACUGGUAUUAAGUUUUGUUUCAUGUUUAUACACAUAAUAACUGCAUGUUAUUAUUAUGUUUUAAAAUUGUUUUUCUCUGAUAGUGAAAUUUGGGAAACCAUUGUAUCAGAAAUACUGUUGGCAAAGUAACUUCUCUUUUAAUCUGGAUGUCAUUAGAUUGUGAAUUGAGCUGUUAAGAGAAUGUGGUAAAAUAUUGGAAAAUGGAUAAAAUAUAUUAGGGCAUAUUUGCUAAAAUGGAUAAUCUUCAUCAUCAUGAUGUAAAAGCAAAGAUCUCUUUGAGUUAUGCUUAUCUGAGGGGUUCCUUGGGACUUUUUACUUGUGUGAGCUCCCAAGAUCCUAUGAGCCCUGUUGGCUGGCUGCACGUUUUAAGUUCUUUUUUUUUCCUUUUAAACAUUAUUUUAUUUGGUCAUUUUCAAACAUUAUUCAUUGGAAAAAAAGGAUCAUUUUCUUUUAUGUUUUAAGUUCUAAAGGACUGAGGUUUAAGAAACUACACCAAAGUGGGGGACUUCAGGUUUGCUUGUAGUAAUGAGUGGGUUUUGAUCAAAUAGAUUGUUUGACCAUAACUUCUGAAAUUGUAUAUGUUAAUAAGUAAUAUGUAUUGAAAUUGCAUCUUUCGCCAACUAACUAAUAAUAGACCUUGGAUUCAAAGUUUUCAAUCUUGUCUUGGGGGUUAAUACACAAUGCAGAUAGUGGUGAGUCUUAAGGUUUACAGUAAUGAGCAAUUUCCUUGGGGUUUUCGAGUUAACUAUCAGGUAUUUAGCGUACAUAUAUGAAAUUCCAAUGUUGUUAUUCUUAAUUUAUAAAUAAAGGAUAAAUGAAACGUCCUUAUUUUUGCUUGUUGUCAACUGUUGUUGCAACAUGAGAAAAAUAAAGACAACAUUCUAGUCCUACACUGUGAUUAGUGAAGUUUUGCUAUUUGAGGUAAAAUCUCAUGGGACUGGAAUUUGAUAUUGUUAGAGGUUUUGACUUCAGAGAUGAUUAAUUGUCAUUAAACCAAAUUCAAAACAAAUGUCAUAUGUUGCCUACAGCAGAGCAGUCUGAGGACUGCUAUAGGUGGAUGUCUGUCUAGAAAUGUUGACAGGACAACUUUGUGAAGGCAAAAGUAGAAUUCUGUUGAUUCAGGUUCCCCGUUGUGCUACUUCUUUUCUAAACAGGGAAUUCCCCCCAAUCCCCUGUUUAUUUCUGAGUCUGGCUUUUGAAAUCCUGUAAAUAAGAUCAUCUAUCAAAUAUGACUCAUGCUUGGAAUCAAACAAUUAAGAAUCUUUCCCUUGUUAUGGUUUAUGAUAGGUCAAUUUGCGCCCUUGAAGGGACAGUCUUGAUAGUUCUAGAAUAUGCCCCCCCUUUUUUUCCUUUCAUAGCAGAUUUCAAUAAUAGGGCCAGUAAAUGUAAAAGUUUUUGCUGUUUGUAAUACUAUAUCGUUUUAGUUAAAAGAUUGAGACUAAAAAUCUGUUAGUUGUUAUAAUAGGAGGCAAGUAUGAAAGAUCUUAUUGCUUUCAGUCUGAUUUUGCAGCCAAUUCUAUAUCCUAAGCAACUAAGUAAAUGAAUUCUCAGGCUUACCAUCUACUUGCUAAUAAUU
This is a messenger RNA of Monodelphis domestica (gray short-tailed opossum), 7696 nucleotides long. It is a transcript of the gene TLR2, whose product is annotated as toll like receptor 2. Gene Ontology annotation, cellular component: signaling receptor complex; plasma membrane. The record is from RefSeq and is a predicted model, not a curated record. Lineage: Eukaryota; Metazoa; Chordata; Mammalia; Didelphimorphia; Didelphidae. Gene Ontology annotation, molecular function: protein binding; transmembrane signaling receptor activity; triacyl lipopeptide binding. Gene Ontology annotation, biological process: inflammatory response; toll-like receptor signaling pathway; immune response.